AUGGCGGGCGCUGUAGCCAGCGAGCUGGCUGGCUCUGCGCUGUCGGAGGGCGCGGCGCUGGAGCGGCUGUUCGACUUUGCGCUGACCAAAUACCGGAAGACGAUUGACAGCUUCACAGACGCCUACGAAGAAGAGGAUGCAGAGGAGGAUGCUUCCUCCUCUGCCGAGCCGACUCUGAGUGGCAUCAUGCGCCUCCCGGUCGCGCUUCUCACCCAACUGCUCGGCGCAGACGGGCUGAGAGAACUGCAGGAAAACGCAGAGAAGGCGCGAGGGAGCGGGGGGUCGAAGACAAGCCCCGCGCAGGGCGGAAGCGCAGCGAUGAAUGCGCGCCGAGAUGCAGUCGCGAAACUCACGCUCUGCUUCAAGGCGUGCGCCGGCGCAGUCGAGAAGCUCGCUCUUUUCUCUGCCGGCGAGGACUGGGACGAAGUUGCCACGAAACAUCUCAGGUAUCUUCUUCUUCCGUACUUCCUGGGCCGUCUUUCGAUGGAGUGCUCAGAUCUCCAGCAGCGCCUGAACAGCUUGAGAGAGACGCAGGUUUUCUUUCGGGAGUUCAUGGCGGACGUGGAGCGCCUGGGCAUCUGCAGGCGCGACGACGUGCGCGCAUUCGACGCGCUAGUGGACGAACUGCAGCAGAGCGCUGCGGGGGGCCAAGCCGGUCCUCCUCGCGCGUCUGCGGGAAAUCCGGCGGCGCGAAGGGACGAGCUGGUGGCUCGCGCGAAGUUUGAGAAGGAAGUCGACGCAAAAGUCGCUGCGCUGCUGCGGAAACGACGGGAGGCCGCUCGGCGAAACGCUGGACAAGAAGACCAAGAGGAGGGCGGUCUGCUCGGCGUCGACGACGAGGACGAGCGAGACUUCUGGGCCUCGAUGCUCUCCAGAGCCGCAGCGGAUACGGUCACUCAGAUGGGCCUCGUCAUCCGGGAGUUGCCGCUGCUCACCAUGCGACUGCAAGACGACGAGAGACGCGGGGGGUCAGAGGCCAACGACAGCCGGCUGUUCCAGGGGCGCCCAGGAGCUGCCGGCUCGGGUGAAGCCGUUCGCAAGCCUUGGGUCUACACAAUUAAAGACAGGUCCGACCUGCGGCGGCUCUACAGAGAAAAGGUCUUUACGCCUGGCCAUAAUCUGCCCACGAUGAGUCUCGCAGAGUGCGCCGCCAUCGAAAUGGAGAUGGAAGUCAAUCAGAUCGGCGCGACAAAGCCGAAAAUCGUUGAAGAGUAUACAACCACGCAAGCACGAGCGGAGCGCGAAGAGAAGGAGGAACUGGAAGAGCGGGCCUGGGAUGACUGGAAGGAUGAGAAUCCACGAGGCUCUGGUAACAAGAUGGUUAACAAAGGCUAG
Messenger RNA from Besnoitia besnoiti, 1335 nucleotides. RefSeq names its product TAP42 family protein. NCBI's taxonomy places the organism in Eukaryota, Apicomplexa, Conoidasida, Eucoccidiorida, Sarcocystidae. The transcript is spliced from 13 exons. The record is from RefSeq and is a predicted model, not a curated record. Gene Ontology annotation, cellular component: cytosol. Gene Ontology annotation, molecular function: protein phosphatase 2A binding. Gene Ontology annotation, biological process: regulation of dephosphorylation; regulation of signal transduction. Bases 1 to 1335 code for a protein of 444 amino acids.